GUUCUUUUCGCUCUGCGUCUGUUAACACCACUUAAUAUAAAAGACAUUCAGUACAUCCAAGUUUUAUCAAAUAACAUUUUAAAAUGAAGAAAGGAAAGAAGGUUCAAGACAAGGAUAAACCAAAAAGACCUCAAACUGCAUUCAUGUUGUGGUUGAACGAAAUUAGGAAUAAAAUUAAGUCCAAAAAUCCAGAUAUGAAAGUAACAGAGAUAGCCAAGGAAGGAGGACGACAAUGGAGAGAAUUGAAGGAUAAAUCUAAAUGGGAGACGAAGGCUAAGGAAUUCAAAAGGUUAUAUGAAGAAGCAAUGCAGGCCUACAAAGCAAAGCAGGAUGUAGACUAAGAGUUUAAUCUUUUCAAUGUUUAGAUAUAAUUCUUUUGUACUGUGUGUAUUAAUAUGUUAAAAGUGAAUAAAUAAAGUUAUAAGAUUAGUAAAUAAA
This is a messenger RNA of Harmonia axyridis, 438 nucleotides long. RefSeq names its product mobility group protein 1A-like. Gene Ontology annotation, molecular function: transcription cis-regulatory region binding. NCBI's taxonomy places the organism in Eukaryota, Metazoa, Arthropoda, Insecta, Coleoptera, Coccinellidae. Bases 84 to 341 code for a protein of 85 amino acids. The transcript has a single exon. The record is from RefSeq and is a predicted model, not a curated record.